AUGAGAUAUUCGGCUUUCUUCCUUACCGCUUUGAGCGUUGUUAUCAUAGGCACAAGUGGGUUAACCAUCGACAAGAGGCAGGACAGUUCCAGUGCUGGAAACUCAACGGAUGGAGACGUCGCAAGUGUGAAUGCCUCAGUCAACUCCACCUCAUCAGGCAACCAGACUGCAACCGACCCUCUCUGCAACCAAUGUCCUCUGGACAUUGGUAUAUGUUGCCCGGACUCCUGUCAAAGUGAUGGACACUGCCCCCAAGCAGAUAUUGAGAACGCCGGCUGGACCGUAAGUGUUCACCCAAGGCCUGCGCUGUUGAGCAGGACUCUUUCGGGUUACCCGUUUCGCUGCCAGCACAGGACGCUGACGGUUUUCAGAUCAAUGGAGUCAAGAUCACAGCACAGAAACGACAUCGACAGCGUUGACGACCCGUUCUCGACUGAAGUGAAGAAAGACAUACCUGAGAGACGCCGCCUGCAUGCGAUUGAAUGA
Exophiala viscosa is the source of this 486-nucleotide messenger RNA. RefSeq lists its product as uncharacterized. The coding region runs from base 1 to 486 and encodes 161 amino acids. The record is from RefSeq and is a predicted model, not a curated record. NCBI's taxonomy places the organism in Eukaryota, Fungi, Ascomycota, Eurotiomycetes, Chaetothyriales, Herpotrichiellaceae. The transcript has 2 exons.